Molecule: messenger RNA, 1292 nt
Organism: Exophiala viscosa
Lineage: Eukaryota; Fungi; Ascomycota; Eurotiomycetes; Chaetothyriales; Herpotrichiellaceae
Product: Per1-like protein
Exons: 3
Coding region: 188-1177 (329 amino acids)
Biological process (GO): GPI anchor biosynthetic process
Cellular component (GO): endoplasmic reticulum membrane
Molecular function (GO): hydrolase activity, acting on ester bonds
Source: RefSeq, a predicted model, not a curated record
AUCAAUCUGAAAACAUUGAAGGAAGGAAGGGAAGUUCUCCUGACGUUCAAGACGCUGAUAUAAGACAGGAAAAAUCGACUAUGCCUCAUUCAUCAUAGCGCCAGUCAUCUCCUAUUUUUCGGAACAUUUAUUUACCUUUCUGCAAGGUUACUCUUGCACAUUAUCUGCCUUUGGGUAUUGUCGGAGGAUGGUCGCACCGUCGUCUUCACGAUGGAGCAUAUUGCUCGUCGUCGUCUUACUUUGUCUUGCCACUACGUCCUGGGCCUCUUUAGGUGACCGCCUACCCGAGUUCCGCGAGUGCGUCCGGGUAUGUGUCGAAGAAAAUUGUGCUACAGGUCGAGCGAAGCUACCAUUACAUCUUCGGCUUCUGUUCUGGAAUUGUCCGUCAGAAUGCGACUAUACAUGUCAGCAUGUCAUUACCGACCGUCGCGUGGCUAGAGACCCGCCUAUGAUCGAGCCCGUCGUUCAAUACCAUGGAAAAUGGCCGUUUCAUCGUUUCCUAGGCAUUCAAGAGCCUUUUUCGGUUCUGUUCUCGUUGUUGAAUUUGCUGGCUCAUCGCGAGGGGAUGAAGAGGCUGCGAGAGUCUAUUCCGGCAAAGUACCCGCUUAGACCCUAUUAUGUUGGAUUCGGCUACAUUGGACUGGCGAGCUGGACCUUUAGUACAAUCUUCCAUACGCGAGAUUUCAACCUGACCGAAAAGCUCGACUACUUUGCGGCGGGGGCUAGUGUGCUAUAUGGCUUGUACUACAGUCCUAUACGGGUGUUUCGACUCGACGAAAACACUCCGACCAAGCAAAGCAUUUUGAGGUUCUGGACCUUGGUUUGCAGUUUGUUGUAUGUGGCUCAUGUGACUUACCUCACGGCCUGGAGCUGGGAUUAUACGUACAACAUGGCAGCGAAUGUUGCUGUAGGUGUUGUGCACUGUGUUCUUUGGACGUGGUUCAGCAUCUACAGAUAUCGGAAGACUCACCAAACUUGGACGGCGUGGCCUGGCAUGAUUGUGGCGUGGGUUGCAAUGGCCAUGAGUUUGGAAUUGUUCGACUUCCCACCUAUUGGUGGCAUGGUCGACGCACACAGUCUUUGGCAUCUUGGAACGGUCAUCCCUACGAUCUGGUGGUAUAGCUUCCUAAUUCGAGACACUCAAGAAGAUCUGGCCGGUCAACGACUUAAAGCAUGAUCAGAGAUAAGGUAUGGGCCGAUCCUACCGAAGUUCCCAACCAAAAGCAAGUCAGUGGCGGUUACGAGCUGGUUGGAUGAUGGAAGCAAAAUGUACGGGGUAGUGCAACCCCCAG